Messenger RNA from Bursaphelenchus xylophilus (pine wood nematode), 399 nucleotides. The record is from the annotation of a GenBank genome assembly. Lineage: Eukaryota; Metazoa; Nematoda; Chromadorea; Rhabditida; Aphelenchoididae.
AUGACAGAUCCCUGUGAAUGUAUCUUCAGCCAUGAGGCUCUGAUGCGUCGUCUUCUUAGUGCGGUAAGGGUUUAUUCAUCUCAAUUGAUUUUUGUUUUAGUUGAGGGAUUCCCAGGCCGAUUGUACCGACACGGAGUGUUUGGAAUCGUCCGGAGAUGGCUCUGUUUCUGGUGGUAUGACCCUAUCAAUGUUGCUGGCCUUAUGGGGUGUCAUGGCUGUCAUCUUGUUCAUGAGCCGGCCAGCUUCUUUGAGAAACAACAGUGACCGUGACUUGAAUGAGAAACCUCGUCUGAACGGAGUAAGCUCAUUUAUUGAUUAGUUUUGCAAUAGUCUACUUCGUCGUCUAAUGGUUUAAUGUUGUAGGACAACAAUCCUCCACCGCCUCCCUCGGCCUUGUAA